Messenger RNA from Striga asiatica, 1626 nucleotides. Lineage: Eukaryota; Viridiplantae; Streptophyta; Magnoliopsida; Lamiales; Orobanchaceae. The record is from the annotation of a GenBank genome assembly.
AUGGCCCCGCCUCCGAUUCUCUCUCCCCUGCUCCUCAUCUUCCUCCUCCACACCGCCGCCGGCCGAUUCGACCUCCUCCUCCCUAACAUCGGCAUCUCCGCGAUGCACAUGCAGCUCCUCCACACCGACCGCGUCAUCAUCUUCGACCGCACCGACUUCGGCCCCUCCAACAUCUCCCUCCCCGCCGGCCGCUGCCGCUCCGACCCCAACGACACCGCCCUCGCCCGUGACUGCACCGCCCACUCCGUCGAGUACGACGUCCUCCUCAACUCCGUCCGCCCCCUCACCCUCCUCACCGACACCUGGUGCUCCUCCGGCGGCCUCUCCCCCUCCGGCCUCCUCGUCCAGACCGGCGGCUUCAACGACGGCGACCACGCCGUCCGCACCUACGACCCCACCUGCACCACCCCCGCCACAAAUCCCCCCAAUUGCGACUGGGUCGAGACCAACCCAGGCCUCACCAAUCGCAGAUGGUACUCCACCAAUCACGUCCUGCCAGAUGGCACCCACGUCAUCGUCGGCGGCCGCCGCCAAUUCAACUACGAAUUCUACCCCAAAACGACGUCGUCGUCCCGUUCCUACAACCUCCCGUUCCUCGUCCAGACCAACGACCCCAAAAUCGAGAACAAUCUCUACCCCUUCGUCUUCCUCCACACCGACGGCAAUCUCUUCAUCUUCGCCAACAGUCGCUCGAUUUUACUCGACUACGUACAUAACUCCGUGGUCCGAACCUACCCACCUGUCCCCGGAGGGGACCCACGUAACUACCCGAGCACAGGCUCUGCAGUUUUACUCCCAUUCCAAGUCGGGUCCGGAGCCGAGGUUCUGGUGUGCGGCGGUGCACCAAAGGGAUCGUACGCCAGCAGCGCUUACAAUAAGAAUUUCACACGUGCCCUCAACACGUGCGGAAGAAUCCGGAUAGACGACCCAGACCCUAAAUGGGCCAUGGAGACAAUGCCCGGCCCACGUGUCAUGGGUGAUAUGGUACUUCUCCCGAAUGGGGAAGUCUUGAUUAUAAACGGGGCCGGGUCGGGUACGGCGGGCUGGGAAUUGGGUCGCGACCCGGUUCUCGCGCCCGUUAUUUACCGACCCGGGAAUUCACUUGGGUCGAGAUUCGAGGUACAAGCGGCCUCGAGCUCCGUGCCGAGAAUGUACCACUCGAGCGCGGUUUUGCUCCGCGACGGGCGGGUCUUGGUCGGCGGAAGCAACCCGCAUAUUUAUUACAAUUUUACCGGGGUUUUGUAUCCGACGGAUCUGAGUCUGGAAGCGUUUUCGCCGUACUAUUUGGGUUCGAGCGUGCGCCCGCGGAUUGUUUUGCCCGUUUCGCAGACCAGAGUUGGGUAUGGAAAGUGGGUCGGGAUCCGUUUUACGGUCGAUUCGGGUCGGGUUGAUUUGGGUAAGGUGAUGGUUACGAUGGUUUAUCCGCCGUUUACUACGCACUCGUUCUCGAUGAAUCAGAGGCUAUUGGUGUUGAGUGGUGGGAAUGUGACGGUGAAUGGGAAUAAUGGGUAUGAUGUUCGGGUCGUGAUGCCGGGUUCGGGUAAUGUUGCCCCGCCUGGUUACUAUCUUCUAUUUGUGGUUCAUAAAGAGGUUCCUAGUGAGGGUAUUUGGGUCCAAAUAAAGUGA